GCCUCCAAUAGCAACCCUUCAAAAAAUUUAUCUCCUUUGUAAGCAAUAUCAGCACUCUCAAUAUAAGUGGGCAUACAUGAUCCUGAACUGACUUAGAUACAAGACACGCCGAGCCCAUUCACCAUGAAAUUACUUGUUCUGUCCAUUUGUCUUCUAAUCGGCGUCACGCAAAACUGCCUCGCUACCGUGAGUGGCAGAGGUCCAGGUGGCCCGGGAGGAGAGCCUCCAGUGUUUGAUUGCUCCGGUAAAGUUGGGUAUUAUGCAGACCUAUGGAAAAAUUGCGAGGUAUAUUACCAAUGUCUCGAAGAUGGAACUAAACUAACGUUCGGUUGUCCUAGUCAUCCUCAACAAACAUACUUUGACGAAGCAAUUGUUCAGUGCGUUGACAAUUACGUAUGCCCAGAACCGGAACCUAUCAGCCCUGUUUAAUGUUUCAAGCCUUCAACGCCAAUGUCUUCUGUGUAUCUUGAAAUAUAAUCGUGGAAUUUGCUUUAGCAUUUUCAGUUAGAAGCAUUAGGGUUUCCAAAACGGAAAAGACUUUAAUGUGAUUGUUGGCAACAAUAAAAUAAGACGCCAUUCAAAUCUAA
Messenger RNA from Daphnia magna, 587 nucleotides. RefSeq lists its product as uncharacterized. Lineage: Eukaryota; Metazoa; Arthropoda; Branchiopoda; Diplostraca; Daphniidae. Gene Ontology annotation, cellular component: extracellular region. Gene Ontology annotation, molecular function: chitin binding. The record is from RefSeq and is a predicted model, not a curated record. The transcript has 3 exons. The coding region runs from base 124 to 429 and encodes 101 amino acids.